Molecule: messenger RNA, 5464 nt
Organism: Stegodyphus dumicola
Lineage: Eukaryota; Metazoa; Arthropoda; Arachnida; Araneae; Eresidae
Product: diuretic hormone receptor-like
Source: RefSeq, a predicted model, not a curated record
AUACUUGUGAUCUUCUUGACGUAUCUCAUGGUCACUAACUUCUUCUGGAUGUUUGUGGAAGGUCUUUACCUGUAUAUUUUGGCCGUGAAAACCUUCUCAAUAGAGGUUGUGAGAAUGCAAGUGUAUGCUUUAAUCGGAUGGGGUUUACCAGCAGCAAUUGUUGUAUCUUGGGCUUCGGCGAAAGCUUAUUUGGCCCCGCUGUCCAAGGACCCAUUAACAGACGACUGUGUGUGGCAAACAAAAGACAACACUGAUUACAUAUUCAUUUGUCCUGUUAUCGUCGUACUAGUGGUGAACAUUUUCUUCCUCUGCAAAAUCAUGUGGGUUCUGAUAACCAAACUGCGCAUUGCAACUUCAGCAGAGUCGAAACAGUACAGGAAAGCAGCAAAGGCCCUCCUGGUACUGAUUCCUCUGCUGGGUAUGACGUAUGUCUUGGUCAUCGUGACCCCUAGUCAUCGAACGGCAAGAGUUAUCUUUUCCUAUCUGCAAGCUGUUCUUCUCUCUACCCAAGGCUUCACUGUCGCUGUACUGUAUUGCUUUUUGAACGGUGAGGUACAAAAAUCGAUGCGUCAUCUUUGGCGUCGUUGGUCCACACGCCGCACUGUCCACGGCUCCCACCACUCCUCUCAAACAGAGCGGGACAACAACUUGAGGAUGUAUCGAAGUACCAGAGGCACCCAGAAUAGAGGCAGCUGCGUCUCCUUCACGACCACCACCACUAACUGGCAGUCCAACUGCAACCGCUGCGACUGAAAUCAGCUUUAUUACCAUACCAUCUUUAGUUGGACAGAUUCUCUUCAGAAGAAUUUUGCCUGAUUCACUUUACACACUUUUUCACUCUUAUUCAGUUUUUAAACGAUAUACGCAAUGCGUUUACGAAGUUUAAGGACUGAUUUGUUUCAACAAAUUUCAGAGAAGCUCCAAAUCGAUAACUUGGGGCAAUAAUUAGUAACAUAUCUCAGUUUAUUUUCCUUAAAUUAUCAUCCUUUUGUGGAAAGAUAUUUGAAUGCAAUUGUCUGCAGCCAAUUUACGCAGCCAAUCGUUUUCUUUAUGGAUAUAAUCCAUGAGCAGACAGAAGCAAUCAUUCCCUUUCACAGUAUAAAUAUUGCUUCUUUAUUGCAAAGAAAGUAUUACUCUGCACUUGUAAACCAUUUUCUGUUCCCUAAAGUGAAAAUUUUACUUAAAGGGUGCUAUUUUCAACCAGAUUAGGAAUUAAGAAAACCCUUAUUUCGAGACCAAAGAUGAUUCCAAAUCUUAACUGGUGUAAAUCAAUCUAGAACCUCCAGGAAUAUUUCGGAAUGUCAGAAUAUUUCGGAAUUCUCCAAGAAUAUAUAGUAUCACUAUGAGCGUACAAUAGACAUCCUAUUAAACAUAAAUGCAUUAAAUAGGGUUUAUUAUUAGCAGGAAUCCUCUGAAAAUAUUAAAUUUCUUUGUUGCGGAACGUUAAAAAGUAACUCGAUGAUUUUGUUCAGAUUCUGCAGCAAAUAUUAGUCUUCAUUCCCACUUAUAACUCAGUUUCUUCCUUUCUAAUGAAAAUUCUACCUCCGAUAUUUUGUGGUGUGUUCUUUUUGCUUUGAAUACAAAUUUAAUUUCCGUAAUUAAGACAGUAUGUUCUACUGAUUAAGCUGCUUAAAAAUACAAGUAAAUUCUUACUGAUUUUUCAAAUUAAUUCCAAUAUUUUUAUUUCUCUUUGUGUUUUUGACUGUCUUCAGAUAAGCCUGUUGCUUUACUAACCGUACAUGUCUUUCCAAUAUUUUUCCGGUUAAUCGGGAAUACACUAUAUAUGGAAUACACAAUGGUGAAUAUUAAUGUUAAUAUUAAUAUUUUAUUUCGACACGUUUUGCAAAUGCAGUUCUAAAACUUCGUUAACGCACUGUGUAUAUUACGGCAAUUCUGAGAUAGUAUAAUAGUAGAAUUCUUCGCAUGUUUGCAGUUUAUAUAUAUCUUUAAUCUUUAUUAAUUUUGUAUAAGUAGAAUUACCCACUUUGUGACUCGUGAUGUCUCUUCAAAUAUGUGACAUAUGUUGAAAUUUUUGUCUUACUGUUUCUCGCAUUGUGUCGCAUCUCUAAUUAUAGAAAAGCAUUAGAUUUCUUCUGAUAUGCUGUAGUUAUUCAAUAAAUUCCCGAACGGAACUCAGCGCAAAGAAAGACUAGGUGUUAUAACAUCAACAGAUCUUUUAUUUUGUUGCCAUUAUGAUUAACAAAAAAUUAUUAAAAAAAUACUUCUUCCUGCUGUUACGUAGUAUGCCAAAACUGCCAUUCUUUUCAGUUCAACUGGAUGACAUCAGAUUUUUCAUCUCAUCUCGCGGUCUUUCAAUCUUCCGAUUUUUGAAUUUUUAAUUUGUAUGAAUUUAAAUAUAUUCAAACGCAGCUCAAGAAUAAUUCUGAAUCACAUAAUUGAUCAAUUCUUCGAUUUUCGAAGGGAAAGGAAAUGCUAUGAAGAAAAAUUUUGAUUCCAAAAUCUUAAUGAAAAGCUAUUAAGGAAUCUAAGAAAAGGCAAUUAAUGAAAUCUAAAUUACGCAAAUUUCCUUUAUUACCUCCUAGUACCUUUCGGUGUAACUUUUCUGAUUAAUUGUUAUUUUAUCUUAGCUGCAUUAAUCUAAAACAGAAAUUUUCAAGAUUCUCUAUAAUAUAUGGUUAGUAGAUAAAUAUUUUCAUUUAAUUUUGCUUUGAAUUUUCACCACACAGAAGGAGAGUAAACUGCUCGUCAAAAUGAAAGGAUAUUUACAGAAAUAAAACUUAACUGUUAUUAUUUUAAAAUGAUUAAAACAAAUUGUAUUAUUUACAUUGUAUUAUUAAUUGUAUUAUUAAUUGUAUUAUUUUUUUAUUAUUAUUAUCAAAACAAAUUGUAUUGUAAAAGUAUUAUUUAACAUAAAUUGACAUGUUUGCCAGACGACUAAUUUCAAAAUAUCGAAAUUAAAAUCAAAUGUAUGGAAAUUUAUAAAUGAUCAAAAAAUUAUCUCCCUUUCAUAAAAACAUCUUUCUUUAAUAUAGUGUUCGGUUACCUCUGACUUAACUGCAAACCUCCUAUUUUGAUUGCAUACAGUUUACCAAACUCUGUUAAUCAAAUCUUGUAGAACUAACUGCAUGUCAUUCUUCUAUUUGAGAAAAAAAUUCCAAAUUCUAUGUUACAAUUCGGGAGGCAUUUAUUUGGCUCCCUGCAAUUUGGUAGCGUAAGGUAUUUGACAUACGUUUAAUCGGGUUCAGUUCUGGUGCGUAAGCUAGCCAGUUCAUUCGAGUGAUACCUUUUGUUUCCAAGUGUUCUGACGCCAAACAUUCUUGAUAACGGGAGAGCAAUGUCAUCCAUUAGCAACAGCUUGAGGCUGACAUCCCCCUAUGCAGCCUUGUAUGAGUUUCCAAGACCUCGUUUACAUAUCUGAGACGAGUUAACGAACCUGCAUAGAAAUAUCGCUGCGGUAAUUGCCGGACUUCUCUUCUCCAUUAAGUAAUUGUGUGCAAUAUAUAAAUAUUACUUAAUAUAUAAAUAAUAACAUUACUUAAUGCGUAGAAUUCAGUAUUACUUAUGCUUUGACGUAAUGCUGGUAGAUUCUGUAAAGCAUUACUCGCCAUGUAUGAGGAUAUUAUUUUAUUUCUGAUAGUUAUGGAAGAGAUCUGUAGACUUUUUUACAAACUUUCAGCCACUGCAGAGCUGUCAUAACAGAUCAUAUCUGCUUAUAAAUAUUUCAAGAUAUUUUUUUCAUUUUUCUUGGUCUGUAAGACUCCUGUAAUCAGUUUCUGUUUAUAGGGGUUCGAAUUUGUCGCAUUUCUUAUCAUUACAACUUGAUAUGCACUGGUCGAACGAAACGCAUUUUAAAAUUUAACCUUUAGGAAAAAUGUCUUUCAUCAUUACAGUUGAAGAAAACGAUAAUGUUCAAUCUCUAAAAGUUUUUCUGAUAAAAUAAAUUCUCUGCGACAACUCCCGUUUCUCCUCACACAAUCAAAUUUUCCUUUCUUUGAUAAAGAUAUUUCAAGCAAUGCUAUAUUCUUUAAUGAAUAAGCCUAUAUAUGUUCUUUAAUUAAAGAGCGUAACAUAUGUAAGGUAUUCCUCCCGCCUUCCUAGCUAGGCUUCGUGGUGUGGUGGUCAGCACACUGAGCCGGUAUUUCAGAGGUCCGUGGUUCGGUUCCCGGCGAAGGCGUUUGCUCAUUUUUCAUCUUGCCUGCUUCCAAAAAUACCUAAUGUCUCUACACCUUAAGCUUUCUUAGUAAGCAAUGUCAAGUCUUAUUACAAGGCUGUUUCCCUGUUUUUUCACUUUUAUAAUGUUCCCCUUCGCUCAUUCAUUAGCUGAACGUGGUGAGAGCAAUUAAUUGUCUUUCUUCGAUUUCCAGAAAUUAUUUAUUUGGCUCUUUUUUAAGCAGAUAAACCUAAAUCUAUUCUUUGCCACGAAGAUUUCUAAUUCCUAAAUCCUUCUUCAUGAUUUCUGUAAUUUUAAAAAUAUAAUAUCUUUUAACGAGAAAAGUCGAAGUUUGAUGGAAAGGUAUAAAAAUAAGCUUUAAAACUCAAAGUUUCUCUUAGUUGCAUUUUAAAAAUUCAUUUUAUUGAUCAAUGAAAACUUUUUAUAAUAUUUUAACCCUCAUAUGACAGAUACUAUUUACCAAAGCAAACGGUUGUCGGCUUUUCAAUUCUAGAAAUGUUAUUAAAAUCUGCAUUUGAAGAAUAAAUUAAACUGCCUUGAUUUUCUAUUUCGGAUAAAAUAUUAUUUGAGCCAAAAAGGAAACAGUAAAUCGACGAAACCAAAAUGAUAAUAACUGCAAUAAAACCAUCAUAAAAUGAGUCCUUUUUUAUGCAUUCGUUACCUAUUUCCUUGUCCUUUUAUGACGCAUGGAGGAGACAUCUUCAUUAAUGUCCUCACAUAUAUUUCCCCGCUUUUGUGGCUUCAGCCUUCACGAUCUUUUUUCAUAUUUAUAUUUUUCUCAAAAAAUUUCUUAAAUUACCCUUCUUCUCAAAUAAAGUUUGUGAAACUAGACAUUCGUGGCCUGAACUGAUAGAGCAUUCAUUGGCUAUUUUUGUGAUUAAACAAACCCAGCUCAGGUGGCAGAAAAAUGAAGCAGAUUUUUUGAAAAGUGGCAUUUGAUUCUAAUGCAUACGUAACAGAUUCAAAAAGUGAGAAAAGAGAAACUCCUUAAAGAGCAUAAAAUAAUACUUUUUUAAUAAAGUAUCAGUAUGUGUUAUUUUUUUAUAUUGCACCUCAAAGGAGACACAUUAAAGUGUAGUAACGCAUGUACGAUUAGUGUGAAAAAUCUCCCAUUUAAGAUCAGGUUAUUUCUUACUUCAAUAUUACCGGAAAUUUUAGAGAAUAUAUUAUUUAAAUGAUUCAUCUUAUUUACAACAUAUAGAUCCAGUCUACAUAACCACACCAAUACUACACAUUCGCUGAAGUUGUAGAGACAUUAGGUAUUUUUUGGAAGCAGGCAAGUAUGAAAAAUAUGCAACGCCUUCGCCGGGAAUCGAACCACGGACCUCUGGA